This is a messenger RNA of Hyaena hyaena (striped hyena), 1260 nucleotides long. RefSeq names its product rhomboid like 3 (gene RHBDL3). The record is from RefSeq and is a predicted model, not a curated record. The transcript is spliced from 8 exons. Gene Ontology annotation, molecular function: calcium ion binding; serine-type endopeptidase activity. Bases 5 to 1195 code for a protein of 396 amino acids. NCBI's taxonomy places the organism in Eukaryota, Metazoa, Chordata, Mammalia, Carnivora, Hyaenidae. Gene Ontology annotation, cellular component: membrane.
CGGCAUGGGCGAGCAUCCCAGCCCGGGCCCCGCAGUGGCCGCCUGCGCCGAGGCGGAGCGCAUCGAGGAGCUGGAACCCGAGGCCGAGGAGCGGCAGCCAGCGGCGCCGGAGGACUUUGACCCUGGGAACACAGGCUACAUCAGCACAGGAAAGUUCCGGAACCUCCUGGAGAGCCACAGCUCCAAGCUUGACCCACACAAACGGGAGGUGCUCCUGGCUCUCGCCGACAGCCAUGCGGACGGACAGAUCUGCUACCAGGAUUUUGUCAACCUGAUGAGCAACAAGCGCUCCAACAGCUUCCGCCAGGCCAUCAUGCAGGGCAAUCGCAGGCUCUGCAGCAAGGCCCUGCUGGAGGAGAAAGGCCUGAACCUCUCCCAGCGGCUCAUCCGCCACGUGGCCUACGAGACCCUGCCCCGGGAGAUCGACCGGAAGUGGUACUACGACAGCUACACCUGCUGCCCCCCACCCUGGUUUAUGAUCACGGUCACGCUGCUGGAGGUUGCCUUUUUCCUCUACAACGGAGUGUCGCUGGGUCAGUUCGUGCUGCAGGUAACCCAUCCGCGGUACCUGAAGAACUCGCUGGUGUACCACCCACAGCUCCGCGCACAGGCGUGGCGCUACCUGACGUACAUCUUCAUGCAUGCGGGGAUAGAACACCUGGGACUCAACGUGGUGCUGCAGCUCCUGGUAGGGGUGCCCUUGGAGAUGGUGCACGGAGCAACCCGCAUCGGGCUUGUCUACGUGGCUGGCGUUGUGGCAGGGUCCUUGGCGGUGUCUGUGGCCGACAUGACUGCACCUGUGGUGGGCUCCUCCGGAGGCGUGUAUGCACUCGUCUCCGCCCAUCUGGCCAACAUUGUGAUGAACUGGUCAGGCAUGAAGUGUCAGUUCAAGCUGCUGCGGAUGGCUGUGGCCUUGAUCUGUAUGAGCAUGGAGUUUGGGCGGGCCGUGUGGCUCCGGUUCCACCCAUCAGCCUACCCGCCGUGCCCUCACCCGAGCUUUGUGGCGCACUUGGGCGGUGUGGCCGUGGGCAUCACCCUGGGCGUGGUGGUCCUGAGGAACUACGAGCAGAGGCUGCAGGACCAGUCGUUGUGGUGGAUCUUUGUGGCCAUGUACACAGUCUUCGUGCUGUUCGCUGUCUUCUGGAACAUCUUCGCCUAUACCCUGCUGGACUUAAAGCUGCCACCGCCUCCGUAGGAGGCUGGGGGGACCGAGGUCGGGGAGGGGAGGCAGAGGCAGCGGCAGGAAGGAACGCGUACGUU